This is a messenger RNA of Mesoplodon densirostris (Blainville's beaked whale), 846 nucleotides long. It is a transcript of the gene IL1B, whose product is annotated as interleukin 1 beta. Gene Ontology annotation, molecular function: interleukin-1 receptor binding; cytokine activity. Bases 1 to 846 code for a protein of 281 amino acids. The transcript is spliced from 6 exons. Gene Ontology annotation, biological process: inflammatory response; cellular response to lipopolysaccharide; cytokine-mediated signaling pathway. Lineage: Eukaryota; Metazoa; Chordata; Mammalia; Artiodactyla; Ziphiidae. The record is from RefSeq and is a predicted model, not a curated record.
AUGGUCACUCAUUUUCUCCUCUUUACACAGGUUUCUGAAGCAAGCAUGGCAACGGUACCUGAACCCGCCAACGAAGUGAUGGCUUACUACAGUGACGAGAAUGACCUGUUAUUUGAGGCUGACGGCCCCAAACAGAUGAAGUGCUGCGUCCAACACCUGGACCUCAGCUCCGUGGGAGAUGGGAGCAUCCAACUGCAAAUCUCCCACCAGCUCUACAACAAGAGCUUCAGGCAGGUGGUGUCAGUCAUCGUGGCCAUGGAGAAGCUGAAGAAGAUUCCCUGCUCACAGGCCUUCCAGGACGAUGGCCUGAGGAGCAUCUUUUCACUCAUCUUUGAAGAAGAGCCUGUCAUCUUUGAAACGUACAAUGAUGAACUUCUGUGCGACGCGAGUGUGCAGUCGCUGAACUGCAAACUCCAGGACAAAGAGCAAAAAUCCCUGGUGCUGGCUAGUCCAUGUGUGCUGAAGGCUCUCCACCUCCUCGCACGGGACGUGAACCGAGAAGUGGUUUUCUGCAUGAGCUUCGUGCAAGGAGAUGAAAGUGAGGACAAGAUACCUGUGGCCUUAGGCCUCAAGGAAAAGAAUCUAUACCUGUCUUGUGUGAUGAAAGGCGGUAGGCCCACCCUGCAGCUGGAGGAGGUAGACCCCAAAACUUACCCAAAGUGGAAGAUGGAAAAACGAUUUGUCUUCAACAAGACAGAAAUCAAGAAUGUAGUUGAAUUUGAGUCUGCCCUGUACCCCAACUGGUACAUCAGCACCUCUCAAGCAGAAGAAAAGCCCAUCUUCCUAGGACAAUCCAAAGGCGGCCAUGAUAUAACUGACUUCACCAUGGAAAUCAUCUCUCCCUAA